AUGGCCUCCCCGUCGACAGAAGCCCCCCCGCCUCCCCCGACCCUCCGAGACGUCAUCGGCCACGACGACGACGACGACUACGACGACCACUUCAUCGCAGACGAGGACGAGGACGAGGACGAGGACGAGGACGAGGAGGAGUGGAACAUGAGCAAGCGCAUGUCGCGCCUGUCCAUGGAGGGUUCCGACGGCGGUGACGCCGACGACGAGGACGGCGGCGGAGACGACGACGAAGAGGAAGAAGAAGGAGAGGAGGACGAGUUCGAGGUGCGGUCGGACGUCAACGCCGCAGCCACCACGUACCGCCCGUGGCCUCCGUCCGACUACGAGCCGCGCGGGGCCCCGCCGGCGUCGGCGUCGCUGCCGGGCACGCCGGACCGCGGCGGCGCGCAGUCGUCGCCGUGGUGGCCCGGGCCGAGGAGCGCCAAGGACAAGGAGUACGCGAGCGAGACGGAGGCGCGGUGGCCGCCCGACGCCGCCGGGCGCGGCGGGACGCGGCAGCGGCAGCACCGGCGGGCGCGGGAGGUGUGGCUGGAGCGCGCGUGGCGGAUGCGCAAGCAGCGGCGGCAGCUGCAGCUGCGGGAGGAGGUGCCCGUGGUGGUCCUCGGCGGCGGCGGAGGCGUGGCGAUGGACAUGGAGGAGGUCCGCGCGUGCCGGGACCUGGGCCUGGACCUCCCGUGCGACUGGACCGUGGAGAUCCCCUGCUGCUACGCGCUCUCCGGCGUCGACACCGCCAGCAGCGGCGGCAACUCGCCGGCCUCUGGCAGCUGGCGCAUCUCCAGCCCCGGGGACGAUCCCAAGGACGUGAAGGCGCGGCUCAAGGUGUGGGCGCAGGCGGUGGCGCUCGCGUCCGCCUCUCGUCUCGGUUCUUGA
This is a messenger RNA of Miscanthus lutarioriparius, 873 nucleotides long. The record is from the annotation of a GenBank genome assembly. NCBI's taxonomy places the organism in Eukaryota, Viridiplantae, Streptophyta, Magnoliopsida, Poales, Poaceae.